This is a messenger RNA of Suillus plorans, 1338 nucleotides long. RefSeq lists its product as uncharacterized. The record is from RefSeq and is a predicted model, not a curated record. The coding region runs from base 1 to 1338 and encodes 445 amino acids. NCBI's taxonomy places the organism in Eukaryota, Fungi, Basidiomycota, Agaricomycetes, Boletales, Suillaceae. The transcript is spliced from 7 exons.
AUGUAUACCUCAAAAUACUAUAUGACCCGCGGGUCUGUGAAAAACCCGCGGUAUACCGUGAACACCGUGCAUACCCGCAGAACUGGCGGGUCGGUGUACACCCGUACCGUGGCGGGUACGGUGUUUGCGGGUACGGGUGCGGUGUGGCCUCAGCGACCCGCGGGUUCACCCGUGCUCAACCCUAGCCAUAUCAUAUCAAGGGAGCCGCUGUCCUUCGGACUCGGGAUAUUGGGGUGGAUGGCACUGUAUGUGCACGCAAACAGAGUGAGAAUGGAGCUGGAGAUAAUAGUCCAUAUGGUUCUGGUCGUGAAUGAUGGUGCUUUAAAACUGUCGCUAGUAGUGGUGCAGCUUGGACCACUCCAGCGAGAUUUGGAAGCCAAAGUACUUCCUGAGAAUGGUAACGAAACUCCGGGCAAAAUAAAUGUGUAUAUGUGCAGUUUGGAUUAUCUCAACGAGGUAGAGGAAGAUCAGGGAAAUAUAUGCCCUGACUUCAUGGGCGCGAGGUAUCAAGCCACAAGGACAGCCAUGGUCUCCCCUACCAUCACAGAAGUACAAGCCGCAGAGACUCUACGUACCACUUGGGUGUUAACUAAUGAGGAUUUGUGUCUUCAAUGGAGGGAACAAGUUGCUGAAGACGAACCCUUUCAACUAGAGGAAAGCACCGCGAGAGCCGAUGAAAAGAAGAAGAACCGUUCUAAGCAUUCCGCAAUUAUCAUGCGCCCCCGGCCCUUCGCGAACGACGAAGAAGCUCUAGUAUCAGAAUUUGCCUUGCGAAAGAUAGACAGCGGGAAAUACGUUGAACUCUACUAUUGGACAAACCAGGGCUUAGACGAUGCGUUGACCAACUACCGUACCAGAGACGACGACAGCAUGGUCCCUUCCAUUGGGGAAGAUGGUUCCACCGUGUGGGUCAGUGCAGCAACGUCAAAGCCAGCCGCAGGAGUCAUAGCGGAUAGAGAUCUCUCUCCGGUUGACUUCGCCCAGGCCAUUCCACGCAUCAUGGCAGCCAUCGAAGAACGUGACUGGACGAAGCAGCGCACUCUGAUGCUUGCUCAGUUCUGGGGCGCCAUCAUGAUGCAUCGGUACUGGAACUCCAACGACUUGUUAGCCAGUCGCGCAAUCUUACUUUACCAAGAGGAGCAACGUCGGGCUUGGCACAGCGCCAUCCUUUCAUCCAAUGGCGCCUGGGACAUUUCCAUCAUAGAUGAACCUACUCUCGUUCGAACCUUCGAACGGGUUUAUCGUGCUUCUCUCAUCCGCACAACGAAUAUACCUCCGGAAGCUACGUUCCAACCGUUGCUCGAGGCGAUCAAAGCGUUCUCCUUCUCCGCCAGCUAG